UUUGGAAACAGUCAGUGCGAAGAAACCACGAUUAUAAUAGCGAAAGCAUAUGGUAUCCGCUCCAAUUUGACGUUUCUUCAAGAGCGAAGACGAAAUGAUCCGUUGAUUUUUUUGAGCGCCGGAAAAUGCGGCCAAAAAAGUGAAGUGGUGAAUUAUUCUUUUAGUGUAGAUUUCCAUUUUCCGACUGAGUUGGAUGAUAUAAAAGAAGAAGAAAAAUGGCUUCCACUGGGCUGAGAAGUGAACAUUACAGUGAUGAUAAUUUAUCAGACGAUGAAAGUUCACCACUCACAGAAAAUAUCUAUGGUGGAAGCGUACGAACCGUCCAAGAAACCAAAGGAUGGGACGUCUUCAGGGAUCCACCGGUCAAAGAGGAGUCCGGCUCUAUGGCCAACCAGAAAUGUCUGGAACUCACAGUCAAAAUACUCAAGGUUGCGGCCUAUUUAGUGACUUUUGUAAUAGUAUUAGCAUCUGGAGUGAUCUCAAAAGGAACAUUACUUUUUAUGACAUCGCAGCUCAAUCCAGAAAAAGUUACUACGUAUUGUAAUAAAGAUUUAGGUAGAGAUAAGCAAUUUGUAGUCAAUUUACCAGUAGCAGAAAGAGUAGCGUGGAUGUGGUGCCUUAUAUUUGCUUUCUGGGUACCACAGCUUGGAUCUCUCUUCAGAUCGACGAGGAUGUUGUUCUUCAAGUCUUCAAAGAAACCACCAUUAUCCCACUUCCUUAUGAUAUUUAUAGCAGAAACCUCUCACACUAUUGGAAUAGCUCUUCUAUUCUUCUAUAUAUUGCCAGAUUUGGAUGUGGUGAAAGGAGCUAUGUUGACGAAUUGUCUUUGUUUCGUGCCAGCUUGUUUGGGGCUCCUUUCCAGAAGCAAUAAAGAAUCGAACCGUUUCCUAAAAGUUAUCGUGGAUCUAGUUGCCAUAGGUGCUCAAGCGACUGGAUUCGUUUUUUGGCCAAUAGUGGAACAAAAGGCUGAUCUUUGGAUCAUACCUGUUUCAACAGUCCUAAUUUCGAUUGGUUGGUGGGAGAAUUACAUUUCGAAGCAUUCUCAAAUACCCCUCAUCAAGAGAUUAUCUAAAGUAAAGGAUCAAUUCAAUGAAUCCAGAUAUUUCACGUACAUGUUCAUGUCGAUUUGGAAAUGUCUGUGUUUUUUCUUGGCGGUACUCUUUAUCCUUCUGUUCAAGGAAGGUGAGGUAGCUUUCCUGUUCACGAAAUUUUCUGAAGGAUUCGGCGAGCAUCAGAUCACGAUCACAGAGGUAAAACCAUUCCUUGGAGGAACCUCCCUACCGGACAUAUCGGAAAUAAUACCAACAGGAGAUGAUACAACGGUUCAGGCUAGCGAUCAGACACCGGUGCAUUUCUUGCUCGUAAGCAUCUUCGCGUCAUACUUCGCUUACAUUUUCGGGAAAUUCGCCUGCAAAAUCAUGAUCCAGGGUUUCUCGUACGCCUUCCCAGUCAAUCUCACCAUUCCUGUGGCUAUUUCCCUUCUGAUAGCUGCCUGCGGAUUGAGAAACGAGGAUCCCUGUUUUUUCAACGAAACGAUACCGCCAUACCUUUUUUUCACUAGUCCGUCAGCCCUCUUCUUGAACGAUUUCAUUUCGCAUCAGCACGUUUGGAUAUGGCUGCUGUGGUUGUUGUCCCAAACGUGGAUCACGAUACAUAUCUGGACGCCGAAAUGUGAACGUUUGGCGAGAACUGAGAAAUUGUACGUGACUCCGAUGUACGAUGGGCUUUUGAUCGACCAGAGUUUAGGACUGAACCGAUGCAGGGAUGACGAAGCUGACGUCAAAACGGAAGACUUGGAUGAAAUUCAAAAAGAAAAAGGGGACGAAUAUUACGAAACGAUAUCGAAUCACACGGAUGGUUCUACCCCCAGAACUAUCAAAAGUUCCGAUCAUAUCACCAGAAUUUACGCUUGUGCAACGAUGUGGCACGAAACUAAAGAGGAAAUGUUGGAGUUUUUACAGUCAAUUCUGAGACUUGAUGAAGAUCAAUCUGCCAGAAGAGUUGCUCAGAAGUACUUGAGGGUGGUGGAUCCAGACUACUAUGAAUUCGAAACUCACAUCUUCUUCGAUGAUGCCUUCGAGUUAUCAGACCACAGCGAUGAUGACACUCAAGUUAAUAGAUUCGUGAAACUCUUGAUUUCGAGUCUUGAUGAGGCCGCUUCGGAAGUACAUCAAACGCACAUCCGAAUCCGACCACCAAAGAAAAUACCGACUCCAUAUGGUGGAAGAUUGAUUUGGACACUUCCGGGUAAAACUACUAUGAUCGCCCACUUGAAAGACAAAAUGAAGAUAAGACACAGAAAGAGAUGGUCCCAGGUUAUGUACAUGUAUUAUCUUCUUGGGCAUCGACUGAUGGAACUGCCCAUUUCGGUAGACAGAAAGGCUGUGAUAGCAGAAAAUACGUAUCUGUUAACAUUGGAUGGGGAUGUUGAUUUUCAACCUUCAGCACUGUUGCUGCUCAUCGAUCUUAUGAAGAAGAAUAGAAACUUGGGAGCUGCUUGUGGACGUAUUCACCCUCUUGGAUCCGGUCCUAUGGUUUGGUACCAAAUGUUCGAAUAUGCUAUAGGUCAUUGGCUCCAAAAAGCUACUGAACACGUUAUUGGUUGUGUCCUCUGUAGUCCAGGAUGUUUUUCACUCUUUAGAGGAAAGGCUUUGAUGGACGAUAAUGUUAUGAAGAAAUAUACAACAAGGUCUGAUGAAGCUAGGCACUAUGUACAGUAUGAUCAGGGUGAAGAUAGAUGGCUUUGUACACUUCUCCUUCAAAGAGGAUAUCGUGUUGAAUAUUCAGCUGCAUCAGACGCGUACACUCACGCACCAGAAGGAUUCAAUGAGUUCUACAAUCAGAGAAGAAGAUGGGUACCAUCGACUAUUGCGAACAUCAUGGACCUGCUGAUGGAUUAUAAGAAAACCAUAAAGAUUAAUGAUAAUAUUUCUAAACCUUAUAUAGGAUACCAGAUACUUUUGAUGGGCGGCACGAUUCUUGGACCUGGAACCAUAUUUCUUAUGUUGGUAGGAGCUUUUGUCGCGGCCUUCCAAAUAGAUAACUGGACAAGUUUCUACUAUAAUAUUUAUCCGAUACUUUUCUUCAUCCUGGUUUGUUUCACUUGUAAAGCUAAUAUACAGCUGUUGGUUGCUCAAAUAUUAUCCACUUGUUACGCUCUUAUAAUGAUGGCCGUUAUUGUGGGUACCGCUCUUCAGUUAAGGGAAGACGGAUGGGGUUCGCCAUCUUCCAUUUUCUUAAGUGCCAUGACAGGGUCCUUCUUUAUAGCAGCUUGUCUUCAUCCUCAAGAAUUUUGGUGCAUAGUACCUGGAGUCAUCUACUUGUUAUCAAUUCCUUCCAUGUACCUUCUCUUGAUUUUAUACUCGAUAAUAAACUUGAAUGUUGUAUCCUGGGGUACCAGGGAGGUGGCGGUCAAAAAGACGAAAAAGGAAUUGGAGGAGGAGAAGAAAGCAGCUGAAGAAGCAAAACGAAGAGCUAAACAGAAAUCUCUGUUAGGCUUUCUACAAAACGGAGGUACAAACGAUGACGAUGCGGGAAGUAUAGAAAUAUCUCUAGCAGGAUUAUUCAAAUGUAUGCUUUGCACUCAUCAAUCGCCAAGUGACGAGAAGGCUCAAUUAAUCCAGAUAGCGGACUCUUUGGAAGGUCUGAGUAAGAGAUUGGAUAGUAUAGAGAGAGCUGUAGACCCAGUAGGACAUACUUCAAGAAAACGAAGUGUUUCUGCAUCAUCUAGAGGAGAUCGACAUAACAAUUUAGGACCAGUAGCUGAAGAAUCGGAUAAGGAAUCGUCCGAAUCCGAAUCCGAAACUGCAUCCACAUCGCCUAAGAGUAAAAGGGAUGAUCUGAUCAAUCCCUAUUGGAUUGAAGAUCCGGAAGUUGGAAAGGGAGAGGUAGAAUUCCUAAGCAGUGCUGAACUGCAAUUCUGGAAAGAUUUGCUGGACAAGUAUUUGUUUCCUAUCGAUGAAAAUCCAGAAGAAAAGGCGCGCGUAGCAAAAGAGUUGAUAGAACUUAGAAAUAGGUCAGUUUUUGCGUUUUUUAUGUGCAACGCCCUCUUCGUUGUGAUUGUUUUCCUUUUGCAACUCAACAAGGAUCAAAUACACGUAAAGUGGCCUUGGGGUAUAAAAACCAACAUUACUUAUGAUGAGGAGACAUCUGAGGUACAUAUCACUAAGGAGUACCUUCAACUGGAACCAAUUGGUCUAGUGUUCGUGUUCUUCUUCUCCCUCAUUUUGUUCAUACAGUUCACUGCCAUGUUGUUCCAUCGAUUCGGAACAAUCGCCCAUAUUCUAGCAUCUACAGAACUCAAUCUCUGUUUCCACAAAAAGAAAGAAGAAAUGUCACCAAAUGCUUUAUUGGAUAAACAAGCUGUGGAAAUAGUCAAACAGCUGCAGAAACUUCAGGGUAUAGAUGAAGGAGACUAUGAUAAUGACUCCGGAUCUGGACCUGAUAGAAUUGGACGAAGAAAGACUAUCCACAACCUAGAACGGGCAGCUCAAAAGAAACGACAAAUCGGUACUUUGGAUGUAGCAUUUAGAAAAAGAUUUGCCAAACUGAAUGCUAAUGGAGCAGAAAAGGGUACACCCAUCCUGAGUCGUCGACUAACAAUGCGAAGAGAAACAAUGAAAGCCCUGGAAGUGAGGGUCAACUCAGUAAUGGCAGAGAGAAGAAAGUCUCACAUGCAGACUCUUGGUGCCAAAAAUGAAUUCGGAAACAAUAAUGUGAUUCAAAGAAACCACAGAAACAGUGUUGCUAGCAGCAUACCUGCAAAAGAUCUUUUCGAUAACGGUCAUGUUAAUCAAGCCUAUGAAGAAGAAACAUAUGGAAGCAGAAAUUCAUUGCCAAUGCAUCCUAGGAAUAAUGUAACUUGGAAAAGUACUGGUAGCAACAGCAGAAUGUGAAGUUGAAUUCGAACAUUUUUACUGCCAAUAACUGAAGCUGUAGAAUUUCCGUAUUCAAGUGUUUUGAAUUUCCUUAUAAAAUACUCAAUUUUUUAGUUUUCUAUUAAUUCAUUUAGCAAAUCGGUAAACAAACUGCCUCUUUUGAAUACUCAUUUUUUCCGAAAUGAGAAUGUUAUGUUACAGCCUUAAAAUAGUAAAAAUUGUACAUAAUUAAAGCUCAUGUAUUGAUUUAAGACUUGAUAAAGAUAGACUCAAUUUUUUUAUAAAGACAAUUUUAUAGCUUAUUAAGAAGUAAUUAUUUAUUUAUUUAAGGCAUAAUUGUGAUACUGAAAUAUACAUAAUUCAUGAAUCUUAAA
Molecule: messenger RNA, 5251 nt
Organism: Coccinella septempunctata (seven-spotted ladybird)
Lineage: Eukaryota; Metazoa; Arthropoda; Insecta; Coleoptera; Coccinellidae
Gene: kkv
Product: chitin synthase chs-2
Exons: 18
Coding region: 216-4895 (1559 amino acids)
Cellular component (GO): cell septum; cell periphery
Molecular function (GO): chitin synthase activity
Source: RefSeq, a predicted model, not a curated record